AUGCGUUCCAUAGGCUUUUUCGUGUUAGCUUUAAUACAAUUCAAUCUGGUAUCGGCUGAUGCUGAACACUUUUACGCAUCGCCUGCUUACGAAACCGGAGACUUGGGAGGAUGGCCACAGCAACUGUACAAAUCAUCGCCAGUGAUAGGACCAGUUCUGAAUUACAUGCAAAAAAGUGAGCAAUGCUACAGCCAUGGAGGAUAUACGAUGAUUACGCCGCGAGGAAAUAGCGUUCCCAUGCCUGGGCCUAUGAUUGUGGACGAUCGGGGAAAUUUAGUGUGGACAAAAAACUACGGCAGAGCAUAUGACUUGAAGGUCCAACAGUAUCGAGGAGAAGAUUAUCUCACAUUCUGGAUCGGCAAAGAGAUCGAUGGAUAUGGCAAUGGCAGUCAUUACAUGUUGGAUUCCUCCUAUCGUGAGGCAUACAUGAUCAACGGCAGCAAUGGACAAGCAGCUGAUUUUCAUGAAUUUCGCAUUACUAAUGACGACACUGCAAUUUUCACUGUGUAUCGCGUGGUACAAGCAGACCUCUCGUCGUUAGGAGGACCAAAUAAAGGGUACUUACUAGAUUGUGGCUUUCAGGAGAUCGAUGUUGAAGCUCAGUCCCUACUUUUUGAAUGGUGGGCCUCGGAUCACUUUACCAUAGAUGAGGCAUAUCAGAGUCUUCAAGGCUCAGGUACGAAUGAGGAGAUGGCGUGGGAUUGGUUUCACAUUAAUAGUGUUGACAAGCACCCGAGUGGGAACUAUCUUGUGUCGUCGCGAUUCUUAAAAUGCCUAGCAUAUAUAAAUGCCACCGCCGGUGAUAUCAUAUGGAAGCUGGGAGGCAAACAUAACAUGUUUACUGAUCUUUCCGAUGGUGGCGCUACAAAUAUUAGCUGGCAGCAUGACGCUCGUUUUCAAGAUAAUGGUGCGGCCAUCACACUCUUUGACAACGCAGCACGAGGCAUAAAUUCAUCCGCUGCAGCGCCCGACGAUAACAUCAGUCGUGGUCUUUACCUCGAUGUUGACGUCGAAGAAUUGGUAGCCAAAGUACGACACUCAUACUGGAGCUCACAAGGAAUCAUCAGCAUCUCGCAGGGGUCAAUUCAAGUCCUUGAGAAUGAGAAUAGGGUGAUUACAUCGUCGUUGAAGGAGAUCAAGUGUAUGUUGGCUGGAAUGGCGCAACCGAAAUCGCGACCUGGGUCUUGGAAGGUGCAGAAGAUCUGA
This is a messenger RNA of Talaromyces amestolkiae, 1206 nucleotides long. RefSeq lists its product as uncharacterized. The transcript is spliced from 3 exons. The coding region runs from base 1 to 1206 and encodes 401 amino acids. Lineage: Eukaryota; Fungi; Ascomycota; Eurotiomycetes; Eurotiales; Trichocomaceae. The record is from RefSeq and is a predicted model, not a curated record.